Messenger RNA from Linnemannia hyalina, 2901 nucleotides. Lineage: Eukaryota; Fungi; Mortierellomycota; Mortierellomycetes; Mortierellales; Mortierellaceae. The record is from the annotation of a GenBank genome assembly.
AUGACCGACGAUUUUAGCGCACCGAUCGACUGCUUCCCUUACCCAUCGACGUUACGAAGCCUGACGAUUGAAAGAGAAAUUGGAAAAUAUUUUGACCUCGGCAAGAUCUUGGCCAUGUGUCUGCUCCUGGAGUCCUUGCACCUACUUUCCCACUGGGUCUGUCAUCUCUACGGAACUUGGACGAGUCUAAGAAAUGAACUCCUUCCUACUCGUCUGCCACUGCGCUCCCUGGUUCUGAAGCAAUCACAAAUCUAUCAGGAGUGGGUCGAGGACUUGCUGAAGGCCACCUCCGACCUUGAGGAUCUCCAACUGAUUAUGAUCUCGAAUGCGCACACUCAUCCUUGGGACUGGCCUCGAUUCUCUCGGCACCUACAGACGCUCUCCCUCCCACUCAAGCAGUUCCAUUACUCGAUGAUGUGGACUGUCUGGGCAAACGACAAACAAGAGGAGGAGAUCUUUGCAACCUGUCCCCAAGCGCAAGAACGGACCUUUCUUGCCCAUCAUUUGACGCCAAGGAUUGCAGAGUGUCUAAAGGAUCAGCUAAUAGCUUUGACCACCCUCAACAUUAUCCUCCCCAGUUUUGUUCACUGCUACCGCGACGGAUAUUUACCUCAGUACCAGCUCCUCUGCGAAUGCCCAAACCUCCGCCACCUCAAGACGCUCAAGAUGCCUUACAUGGUCGAGUAUAUGGACCUUCAUCGCCGCAACAGCAUGCUCCCACCGAUAGAAGACCCCCAUUCUCAACCUCAUGUGCAACCUGUCCCCGGGAUCUGGAUCUGCCGCGGCUUGGAAACACUCUACCUCGACCUCCACAUCCACGACAACACCCGCAAGGGUAUCGCCUACGGAUAUGUUGCCAGAGUCUACCCGGACCUACAAGACCUCCGGAUCUCGUUCCCUGAAUACUGCAACUUUGGAGGUGGACGCGAGUUCGGCUGGCAAAGACCUUUUCUUCUGGAGGAAGGUCUUUGUUUGUUGUCGAGACUCGUGCGACUGGAGCGUCUUCGGGUGGAGAACAGGAAGGUGGAGUGUGAGAUUGCGGAGCUGAAUUGGUUGUGUCGGUCUGGUCAUGCUGCGGAGCAUCGAGCAAGGAGGCGAAAGAUUGUUGAUGGGUGGACGUCAAGACUGGAGGAGGAAGCUGUCAUGGAAGCCGCUCGUUUGGAGAACAUUGCGAGGGCCUCCAUGGAUAUUAUUGGAGUGGGAGCCGACGAUGAGGCGCUAAUGGCAAGUCUGAGCAAUCUUGGUUUGCUCCAGGACGUGAAGGACACGAUGGCAGAGAUAGACGCGGACAAGUCUGUGUGCCUUCCUGAACUUAAGCAAGUCGCCUGUGGGGAGACUGACCAGACCGUCUCUAUUCCCCUGGCAACCCAAGGCGCGUCGUCGUCUCACCCGCAGCCACAUAUAAUUUUUAUCAAUACCCGGCCGCCAGCGUCUUCCUCAGCAACAACAGCACCAUCAUCACCUUCAUACCCAACACAGAACACGUCAUCCUCAUCGUCGCAAACAUCACCUACCCUUACCUCGUCGAAUCUGCCAGAAGCCAAGGAGGAAAAGGGCUUUGUCCAGACUGUCCUCGACUCGAACCCUUACUUCUCGGCUGGCUUCGGGCUUAUGGCUAUCGGCGCAGGACUGACCAUUCUUCGCAAAGGAACCGUCUCGGGAGCGAGUGUACUUCGUCGACAGCUCCUUGUUACACUCGAGAUCCCAAGCAAGGACAAGUCGUACCUGUGGUUCUUGCACUGGAUGUCGUCCCAGUCAAGAAAUGCCGCAUCACUGACCCACGCUUCAGGAGCAGAGGCAGCAUCAGCAGGAAAGAAGGGAAUUUUCGGGCGUUUGAGUGAUCGCGUCGCCAACAAAGUCAACCAGCGCUCGCAGUUCUUGGCGGUUCAGACAGAGUUCAAACAACAUGACAACGGCUCAGUCACGACACGGUUCAACUUGGUCCCUGGUAACGGCAAGCAUUUGAUCCGAUACAACGGUUCAUGGAUCCAAGUCGAGAGGACUCGUGAUGCCAAGAUGAUGGAUCUGUCUACGGGCGCACCCUGGGAAACUGUGACUUUGACGACCUUGUCGCGGGAUCGACAGGUGUUUACGGCUCUGUUGCAGGAGGCACAAAAGAUGGCAUUGUUGAACCAGGAGGGCAAGACUGUGAUCUACACGAGUUGGGGACCAGAGUGGAGACCUUUUGGACAGCCACGCAAGAGGAGAGUGCUGCAGAGUGUCAUUUUAGACGAGGGCGUUGGCGAGAGAGUCGUGAGCGACGUCAAGGAGUUUGUGAAAAACGAGAAGUGGUACGCCGACCGAGGUAUCCCAUAUCGUCGCGGAUACUUGCUUUAUGGACCUCCAGGAAGCGGAAAGACGAGUUUUAUUCAGGCAUUGGCAGGAGAGCUCGAGUAUAACAUUUGCAUCCUGAACUUGAGCGAGCGCGGACUUACCAACGACCGAUUGAACCACCUCUUGACCAAUUUGCCCGAACGGAGUAUCAUGUUGCUUGAAGACAUUGACGCCGCCUUUGCCAAACGCGACAAGACUCAAGAAGGAUUCCAAUCGAUGGUAACGUUCAGCGGGCUGCUUAAUGCACUAGACGGCGUGGCGUCAUCGGAAGGCAGGAUCAUCUUUAUGACGACCAACCACAUUGAGAUUUUGGACGCAGCAUUGAUCCGCCCUGGCCGUGUUGACUUGCGAGAAUAUGUUGGUGAUGCUACCCCGGCACAGAUCCGCAAGAUGUUUAAGCGGUUCUAUGAGCUUGAGGAUGUGUUGGCAGAGAAAUUUGUCAAAUCGCUGGAGGGCCACAAGGUCAGCACAGCAGCCUUGCAGGGUCACUUUGUGCACUUUAAGGACCGGCCCGAGGAUGCCUGUGCUAAUGUUGCCUAUCUCACCACACCGCACCGUAUCGAUUAA